AACAAAGUAACAGAAAGAGAAAGAGCUGCGGAUACAUACGGUGGAACAGGGAGACAGACACAGAGCGAACGGGAGACAGAGAAGCAAAGAGCGAGGACGACUGAGGAAGAAAGUAGUACGCGUCUUAGGCGGCUCGCACAAGGAAGAAACAAGAGGAAAGGAAAAGAAAGAGCCUCUACUAAUUUUACUAUUUGAAAAAGCUUUCAAAAAAGACGGACGAGAGAGGGUGACCUGAGAGAGAAGAGAGGGAGACGCGGCUUAGGAAGAGAAAAAAGGAAAAGAAAGAGGAGGCGAUUUUGGGAGAGAGUUAGUAAAAAAAAAAAGAGAGGAGUCUUUGAUUGAAAGCAAGACUCCUGUUGCUUUUUCUGUUUCUGUUUUUCUUCUUCUUCAGUUUCCUUGCUGCUUGUCUAUUACUUUUAAAAUAAAAUUAUCCCUUGUCCAGGAAGUUUGUGAAUUAAAAGGGUAUGUUCUUUUUCUACUUCAGAACUUUUUAACUUACAAGCCUACCUGCUGCUUUGUCAUAGUUUUGUAUUAACAAAACCAGUAGAGGGAAAUGGCAAACAGCAAAUACGAGUAUGUCAAGUCAUUUGAAGUAGAAGUUGAAGUGAUGCUGCCUAAUUUGAUUGUUGUUCGGAUAGAUGGUUGCAAUUUUCGCAGAUUUUCUGAAGUUCAUGAAUUUGAGAAACCAAAUGAUGAGAAAGCUCUGAAAUUAAUGAAUUGGUCCGCGGCUGCUGUGUUGGAGGAGUAUCCAGACAUAGUUUUCUCAUAUGGAUACAGUGAUGAAUAUAGUUUUGUUUUCAAGAAACCAUCGAAAUUCUAUCAGAGACGAUCCAGGUUCUUAUCUGAAGCUAUUAGAAAAAAUAACUAUUCAUUCUUAUGCAUUCCAUUUUCUCUGCUAAGAAUCACCCCCGUAGGAUUUAGGGGGAAGACUUCUGCUUAAAGCUUUUCAAUAUCAUGAGAGUCUUGUAAUUACUAGGGAUUUUCAAUAUAUUUUUUUUUGGCCCUGGUGAACAUAGAGUACUGGUGUGGUGUUAGAUAUGUGUUUUACUUUCAUAGUUGUCAUAUUUCAGGCUUCACAUGAGUAAUUGGUAUUUGAAGCUUUCUUUUGCAAUAAAAGAAGAAAUAUCAUAAGAAAUACGAAAAAGAGAACGUACAUCCUCCUGCAAUAGCCAAAAAAAAAAAAACAGAAAACGGAACAAAUGUCAUGGUCUUGUGUUUAUAAUCAGGUUAUUAGUUUGAGAGUCAAGGUCCGUGAGGGGUUAAGUCUUGUUUGAGACAACCCAUUAAUUUAUGAAGCAAAUAUCCUAGAGUGGAAAUAUUUCAAUAUUAUGAGAUAGUUUUGUAAUUCGAAUAUUUUUUUUCUUGAGAUAAACAAAUGGAACUAAUAAAAAGGCACCAAGGGAGUGCCGCUCAUUUACAAAAUAUUUACAUCAUAGGUAAAGUUUUGUGAUUAGAAUCUUUAUGCAUUUAUUAUUGGAGAUACUUAGUGAUGCAUGACAAGUUAUGGUACAACUACAAUUUUCUUGACAUAAAAAGUAUAGUCUGUAUCAUUAAUUCACAAGCACUAAAGAAAUAGGAGGACGCUCGAUGGGGUGGAAGAGGAUAUUAAUAAGAUUAGAGCGAGAUGGUUUCAUACUUUGGGAUUUUUUAUUAUGGGUCAACCUUUGUACUCUAUAGAGGAUUUUGGUGAUUUGAUAGAUAUCUUGGUUGAUAUGUAAAUAUUUCUUUAUACAUGAGUUUUUAUGCAAUUGGUGCUUGUAUUUAAUAAUACUUUAUAUUUUUUAUUUUAAAAAAAUUAAUUCACAAGCACCAAGGGAGUUUCGGCUCAUGUGCAAGGUGUUUACAUAUCAAUAAGGAUAUUAGUGUUAAUUCAAUUUAAGCAGUCUGAACAUAAACCUUAAUGGGAGCUUUCAUCCUCCAAAAAAACACCAUUGAAGACCGCAUUUUGAUUAAUGGGAAGGCAGAUAAGGAAUUCAAGGAAAUAUUUACAAGUGUAGAUACUGAGGUAGUCUAAUGUCCACACUCUAAAGUUCACUAUUGAACCAUCCAUAAAGUUUAUAAAAAAAAUUGGACCAGCCAUAAAGUACUCAAUAAGGGUAAGCAAAGAAGUAAAAUUCCAAUAUUUCCUGGUCAUUAAAAAAAAUUAAGGUUUUUGGAAAAAAGAAUUUCAAGAAACAUUCUUUUGGGUGGUGUGGAGAGAAAGGAGCAAAAGAACUUUUGAUGGGGUUGAAAAUGUUGAUGGUUUUGAUAUCCUUAAAAAUGUAUGGUUCUAGACCUUUAGUUUUUUAUUACGAGGUCAUCCUAUUUGUUCUAUGAAGGAUUUGGUGGAUCUUGUUGAUACUUUGAUUGACUUGUAAUUUUGUGCAUGAGGUAUCCCCUUGGCGCCUAUAUUAAUAUACUUUUCGCACUUUUUAUUUUAAAAAGAAGCAAUUCCAAGAAACAUGGCCUACGGAGUGAGACAUGAAAGUGGAGACAGGAGCGUUAUGAGUCAGAGGGAAAAAUUAUAUAGGAAAGCAGAUAGAAAAGGAGACUCUGACGAGGGGACUGAGAGCAUUUAAGCAAUGGGUGCACUAGUAAAAGUUUUCUAUAAAUAAAUAAUUUUUCUGGUUGCUAUAAGUUUCUGUAUAUGGGUUACACACCCGUGCUGUUUGCGAAUAGAUGAUUAUUUUCUUUUGAAAAAGAAAAGGUUGCUAUAUAUUUGUUAUUAUGCUCGUCCUCUUUUUUAUUGGAGUUGUCAUGUUAUAGAAGAUUUUUGUGUCAAAUUUUUUUUAAUAUAUGCAAGUUUUUGUUUAAACCCACUUUUUUUUUACCAAUCGAUUUGUAAUCAUAAACUAUGUGGUACCAAAAUAAUAUUUUUUUAAAAAGUCUUAAAACAUUAUGUAAGUCUUCACUAAAAAUUAUAUAAAUUUUCAAGUUUACAAGGGAAGCACCAUCCGUGCUCCCAACCAAUUUUCUUUUGUCUAUGAUGAGUAAUAUCUCACUCAAGAAUAAUAGAAUGAAACAAAACGUGUAGGAAGCUUUCUGAUCAAAUUCUUUAAUGGAUUGUCCUUGUCAGGUGUCCCUUAUUGUUGCCUCAUUACAUUAUAGUGUGUCAAAAAGGAAACAAGAAGAGUAUAGAAUCAGAUGAUUCCGAAUUGCUUAUUCAACAUUUAAUGUAGCUUGCUUUAUAAAACUGAUUUCGGGUGAGUAUGUGAAGCAUUUGGAAAAUUUCUAGUUUAUCAGCUUCUAUGUGCCCAUAUGGAGAACAGGAACAACCCACCUAGAUGGACCUAGGUGCUUUACUGGAAAUGAUUGGCAGCAGAGAUUUUUAUAGAAAACAAGAUGUGUUAACAAGGCACUGAAGGGGUGCCAUGUAUAUGAACAGAAAUUAAUCGGAAGAAAGAUCUAAUUGGUCCACAAGCUCUUCAACCGUCAGAGCUUAUGUUAUACCACAGGUUAAGCAUAUUCUAUGUUUAUAUCAAUGACUAUUUACAUGCCUGUAACUAUACGAACAUAAAUAAUUAGAAGAAAGAUAUGUAGGUCCAGAAACUCUUCAACAAUGAGACUUAUUUCUUAGCACGGGUUAAGCAUAUUCUAUAUUUAUAUCAUGGUUAUUUACAUGCAUGUAACUACAUAUAUUAAUCAAAGUGAUGAAGUGUAUAUCAUUUAUUUGCCCGUGAAAAUUGAAUAUGCAGCAAAAUACUGUCCCUUAUUGUAUCAUUCUUUGCUUCUGUCUACGUGACAAAGUGGAAGGAUUUCUUCCCAAAUAAGGAGCUGAAAUAUCCCCCUUCCUUUC
Messenger RNA from Carica papaya (papaya), 3775 nucleotides. NCBI's taxonomy places the organism in Eukaryota, Viridiplantae, Streptophyta, Magnoliopsida, Brassicales, Caricaceae. The record is from RefSeq and is a predicted model, not a curated record.